Messenger RNA from Didymosphaeria variabile, 471 nucleotides. RefSeq lists its product as uncharacterized. Gene Ontology annotation, biological process: RNA catabolic process. The record is from RefSeq and is a predicted model, not a curated record. Bases 1 to 471 code for a protein of 156 amino acids. Lineage: Eukaryota; Fungi; Ascomycota; Dothideomycetes; Pleosporales; Didymosphaeriaceae. The transcript has 2 exons. Gene Ontology annotation, cellular component: ribonuclease H2 complex.
AUGAUCGCGAUCCGAUCCACCAACGCAAAGAAAUGCACACCAAAUCUUCUCCCCGCGCGACUCAACCACAACGGACCCGUGAACGACACAAAUCACUACUGGAAGCCCGAGACAGAUCAGAAGGGAACACCCCACGCCUACUUCCGCGGGCGCCAUCUCCACGGCACACCUCUCGCCCUUCCUUCCACGCACACCGGCGCCAUCCUCCAAGUCACAGACGAGAAUCUGCCACAACCGCGGCCACAGGCGAUAGACGAAGAGGACGGAGAGGAUGAGCAGGAGACAGCAGAGGUUAAGAUCGCCGAACGAAUAGGUGAUUUUGACGAGGUGGUAGUUUGGGGCCAUGGUGGGGAGGUGGAGGGGGAACAGGAUAUGUUCAUCAGGGGAGUGAAAGAAUGGAUGGGGUUUGCGGAGGCUAUGCAUGGAGAGGAGGAGGAUGGGGAGGGUAAAGAUGGGAUGAAAGGAAGCUGA